Notolabrus celidotus (New Zealand spotty) is the source of this 5694-nucleotide messenger RNA. It is a transcript of the gene plekha3, whose product is annotated as pleckstrin homology domain containing, family A (phosphoinositide binding specific) member 3. The transcript is spliced from 8 exons. Gene Ontology annotation, biological process: endosome organization; retrograde transport, endosome to Golgi; receptor recycling. The coding region runs from base 328 to 1113 and encodes 261 amino acids. Gene Ontology annotation, cellular component: recycling endosome; trans-Golgi network; early endosome. NCBI's taxonomy places the organism in Eukaryota, Metazoa, Chordata, Actinopteri, Labriformes, Labridae. The record is from RefSeq and is a predicted model, not a curated record.
GGGAUUCCGUAGCCGCGAAGCCUCUGUUUUGUUGACAUUUUUUCUCCAUCAGCUGACUGCCAUAAGUUAGCUGACCGGUUUAUUGGCAGCUCAACACAAACAAACCCUGUACAUGUCAUUAUUCUUUUUAGCGCUGCCUUCGGGCCACACACAGUCUAUUUUUAGACCUUCAGCAGCUCUUGAUAAGGUUUAUUUUCUAACCAGCCGUCACUGGAGAGAGAGAGCUGAACUGACCUCACAGCCAAUGUUUGCUAGCUCGUAGCCUGCACAGCUAACUUCAGCGAAUAGUAAGCUAACACGCCGAAUAAGCUGAUGUAAGGUGAAACCAUGGAGGGGAUUCUGUAUAAAUGGACGAAUUACAUGACAGGUUGGCAGCCACGCUGGUUUGUCUUAGAGAACGGGGUCAUCUCAUACUAUGACUGUGAGGAUGAUGUAGGUAAAGGAAGCAAAGGAUCCAUCAAGAUGUCUGUGUGUGAUAUUAAAGUUCAUCCGACAGAUCUAACUCGUCUGGAGUUGAUAAUCCCUGGUGAGCAGCAUUUCUACGUACGAGCAGUGAACGCUGCGGAGAGACAGAGGUGGCUGGUGGCUUUAGGCUCGUCGAAAGCUGGAACACUGGACAGCCACAAACACAAAGGUCCUGACUGUCUAAAGACAAAGAUGUCUGAACUUCGUCUGUACUGUGACCUCCUCGUCCAACAGGUCCAAACAAUCCAAUCACAGCACACCGCAGAAACAGAGGCCCCGCCCACUUCGGAGGCCUCUCUGCUCAGUGCAACCUGUGCAACUUUCAUCAGGACUCUGGAGGAGUGUAUGAGUCUGGCGAACCAAAGUUUGACCCCUGACCUCCGCCCUCCGGAAAGGAUGAAGAGGUCAAUCAGUCACCCUGGAACGUACAGCUUUGACAGGUCAGGUGUGCUCAAAGAGUACUUGAGCACAGGUCAGAGGUCAACUCAGCGCAGGAACCGAACGUGCUCCGACAGCUCUGUGUAUGAUUCUGAACGUGUGCUCCCCGGGCUCAAUGGGGACUCGUCCUCCAUCCCUGAAGAGAGAGGAGGGAGCAGUGUGAGCCCAAAGACCACCCCCACUGACACAGACACUGACCUGUCUAUCUGAAGACUCUACGUCCAUCCCAACCUGCUGGACUCACACAGAACAUCUCAAAGAUGGAUAUCGGACAGGGACUGCAUACGGUCGAGAUAUUGAUGAUAUCUUCAUGAAACUGGGGAUGAGUUCCAUAUUUGACCUCGUUCAGGACCGUCCAUUCAUGUGCUUUUUCUCUAAAGUCAUCGGACUGCCAAAUGUGCACUUUGGAGUCAUAAUUAUUGUUCCUUUAGUCUCAACACACUGGAGAGAGAGAGAAAGAGAGAGAGUGAGAAGACUGCAGUAAAGAUAGAUCUGUCAGCUUGGAAACUGUGAGUGUAAAAUUUAUGACACUUCAACCAACUGAGAGGACAAGAUGCAUUUGUGUCAUCUUCCUUGUUACCAGGAGGCCACAUUCCCACUAUGGACAUAAUCCAGGAGACAAAAUGAGACUGGCUUUCUCAGUGGCAACUAAAUGAGGACUGUGUUUGCAGUAGGCAGCUCCAUGGUGCAGUAUGUAUAUGAGUAACUGUGAAUCUUUUGGACUGUUUGGAUGUUGGGGUUGAUUGUUCACUGCUUUUAUCUGACCUGAAAGUGAGAACAUUUUAAUUGUGGAUGUUUUCGAAGUCAAAGAAAUCCUUUAACUUUAAAGGAAAAGUAUCUUCUCACAGUAUUUUCUGCCUUUUCCACUCAGUCAGAAUCUUUUUUUCUGUUCUUUAACUUGCCAAGCAUCAGCCACAUUCUUCUGUCAUGCCUCUGUAGUUGUGCUUACCUGCUAAAAGCCUCUGGCUUCUGUCUUAGGGCUCAGCAGCGAGGUUUGAUGGUGCAGAGUGUAGCUCAGGAUGAAACAGGACUAGUACUGAUCACCUGAGGCCAGUUUUCUCACACACAAACAGGGAGCUGAGGAGUUUGGGUUUUGAGAUGCCAAAGAUUGCACGAAUGUAAUGAUGUACAUUAAAUGUGCCAUCUGUCUUGUUCCAGCAAAGUUUCUUCCCAACAGUCCAGCUGGUCAUGCUUGUCCUCGCGUCAGUUUUACCUGCGGCUCUUUGCUUGAGGAGUUUGCACCUUCUCCUUGUGAUUGUUCUGCCGGCUUGUUUAGCUUCUUGCACUUAAAAAGAAAAGACUCAGAUCAGGUGAUUUGAGUCCCAGAGACCAGACAGCUCCAGGCAGCCUAUCCAUUUGUUUUUUUUGACAUAGCGAGAUUUUCUAUGGAUUGACUUAAGAAAUUCUGCAAGGAAAACAAACUUGAAAUGAAUGUGUGCAGAUCAAGCCUAAUUUGGAGGUUGUUUGAAAUGUUACUGCAACCUGAUUUCUACAGAUACAUCUCGAUCUUCGUUCUCUAGAAGCUCAAACAGAAUUUCUAAGAGUCUUUCAGGUUACUAACAACACAUACAAGAUGUCCAGCCAUAGCUAAGGACAUUCCAUGCUGCAGCUACCAUAUAAGUAACAGUUCUGGACCAUGACUUAAUAAUACUAAUGAAUGCCAACAGCGUUACAACAGCAUCUGCUGCAGACAGGUUGGUGGAAUCUGGACACACAAAUCCAAUCUAAUCAAUUACAAGUAACAGUGCAAACUGUUUGUCUUCAACAUCUGAUUUAUCAGAGAAAAUCAGAUGUGCCUGCACUCCAGGAAAAGUCAGAGUUGUAGAAAGGUGUGAAUGUUUGUGAGUUACUGCCUUUGAAUGUUUGUAUUUCUUGAGCUUUUUUGUAACUAUUCCCAGCCAAACAUGAAGUUCAAAAGACUUAAAUACAGUGGCCUUGAGGGCUCAACACACAGCAAACACGGAUAGCCAAAACACAAACAAAAGUUGAGUAUCACAUUCAUGCAUUUUUUUUAUGUAUGCUGCAUUUGUGUUUAUUUAAUAUGCAUGUUUCCUUUGAUUGAUGAUGUUCUCCGUUUGCACAUGCUCUCUGUAGUUUCAGUGUGUGGAGAUCUCAGGGCCACAAUGACAAAGUGGACAGAUGAGGUUUGAAGUGGAAAUGUGGGUUCAGAUGAUGCCUUUUGCACACAUGGCUGUGAGUACAUUUGUUGUAUGCAUCUUCUGCGCUGCCAAAGCAAACAACUUAACCUUUUAGUGCUAUUUCUUAAACUUCCUUCACUGUUACGUAGCCUCUGAGGUGAAAUCAUUAGCAUUAUCUGCUAAUUUAAAGACAUGGGAUAAUGUUAUUUUUCAAAGGUUGUUAUUCGACAAAUCAAGCUUCUGGUAAAAGGGGGGACCAAGUGGAGAGAGACAAUGAGCCCUUUUAUGGUUUUAUUGAUUAGCUAGCUACAUAAUUCAGAUGUUAUUAUCACAAUCAUAGCUACACAUCUACCUUAAGGAAGUAUUUAACUUGCAGUAACAUUUGCCAAUCACAAGCUAAGGGUUAGCCAGCUAGCUGUAACUUAAUUGUGCUCUAUGGGUCUUGUAUUAGUUAAAUCUUAAUGUUGUCCAUGUCUGUCAUGUAAUUUUUUAAUGCCUAGCUAGCCAAGAAACAGGUGACUCUGGAUGCAUGAGCUUACAUUAUCCAGUCCACAGGUGAUUUUUACUCCUUUAGCUAGCUAGCCAUUUUUUAGCUAGAAAGUUCUCUUAAGCCAAUAAAAUCAAAUGAAUGACCCUUACCAUAUGUCCAGCCAGAGGUGACAUUGGUAUCUUGUCCACAACAGUUUUACUAGACAAAGAUUAUUGUGCUUUGGGUUGAACUUUGUGUGUGUGUGUGUGUGUGUGUGUGUGUGUGUGUGUGUGUGUGUGUGUGUGUGUGUGUGUGUGUGUUUGCCUGCCUGCCUGCCUGCCUGCCUGCCUGCCUGCCUGCCUGCCUGUCUGCCCACUGUUGUCGCGCUCAGACCCCAUUUUUUAAGCAUCAACAUUAGCUAGCGGUGCACAAUGUUGGUGCUGACUCAACAUAAAACAUGUAACUCUUUACACUGUAGUUUUGUGCCAUGCUUUGCCAUUUGGGCAUGUGCCAAAGACGUCAUGAACACAAAGUCAAUAUUCCUGAAUACGUGUGAAAGAUGUCAUCUGAACAUGAAGUAAACAAGCUUCUCAUUCCGGGAAGCAGAUUACGUGUUGUGGUUGAAGACGAGACAGUACGCAUGACGACAUCGAUUUUGAUCAUUUUUUGUAUAGACAGGGAUGUACUUUGGUGUGCUUCAGAAGAAAAAACAUCCACCUGUAGGAACAACAAUUGAAGAGGAACAUUCACUCCUUCUCAAAAACACACAUUCACCCAAAAGACCCUUUUAUUUGAACCUGUGUCAUCAAAUUAGUGAAUCACAGUUGCUGUUUCUUUAACUUCUUAAAAGGAAGCAGAUUUUUUAAAUGUUAAAUUUCUCUACUUUUCAAGUAUUUUCACAUUCAGACAGUUAUAAUACAACAUUAAUGAAGUAUACUGCACCAAACACAUUUGGAAACCCUUCCCCAACAGAAAGUGUACGUGUGGUUGAUUUGCACUUUAGCGUGACUUUUAAAUGUUGUUUUUGUUGGUACUCUGAAUUAAAGGAAACAGUGAUAAAGGUACUGUGGCCAAUAACAGAAGUGAUGAUUGUAAAACUGAUGUUAAGAAAAAAAAUGUUUUAAGUCAGUGUCUUAUUUUUUUAUAGGAUGUUCUGUAACAGCCUUAUGUGUAACAGUGAGAGUAUGUAAACGCACAAAACUUCUUAUUCUUGUAUUUCUUUAAUCAAAAUGUGUGUUCAGGAUUUGUUGAAAACACUCUGACACUGUUUGAAAUUUUUUCCUUUCACUUUUUGUUAAUACUGUGGCAAAAUGUUUCUCCAGAGGCUGCUGGUCACUGUCAGGACAACAACAAAGAGUUCAGUCUGUAAUCACACUUUAUUUCCACUUUCGUGUCAGCUCAAUGUUCGGCUUCUUCUGUCGAAUAACUUGUGAUUGUGUUCUCACGUUAAACAGCAUAGCAGUGCUUUAAUUAUCCUUUAAAUAACACAUGUCAUGUUCAGACUUGUUAAUUGGAUGAAGUGGAUUGAUUGGUCAAAAACAAAUACACUGGUAAACAAAAAUUUGAAAUACUGUAACAUACACAUUCUUUUUCAGCAUAUUUUUGUCAUAAAAUGCAAAUUUUUAAAUGUGUGAAUGUAUUGGCCUUCAACGUUUAUUUUGGUGAAUACUUGCUUUGUUGCUGAUAAAUUAUUUAAACAUUGAAACCACACUAGUAUUUCAGAAACUAAACCAUAAUCUACAUCAAAUAAUCUGUAUAGAUUUUGCAGAGAUUAACAAAACAACAAGCAAACGGUUGAGUUUGGGGGUACUGGUAGUGAGAUUUUGAAACCUGUGCACAUGGUUUGGCUAGUUCUCUCCCUGUUCCUGACAUGUAUGCUAGGCUAAGCUAAAAAACGGACUCUAUAACUCCAUAUUUAAAGUUUGGACGUGAGAGUCAAAAGCAGAACUACUCAUCCUAGAAGGUUUAAGUCUACUUUAUAUCGUGGAGCAGGAAAGACAGCUGAACUAAGCUGCUGGUUUAUGACUGAAUUAUAUUUUCUUCAAUAAAGUUUUUUUGAUUGACAGCCAGUUCAGUUUUGGACAAACUGGCGCAGAGAUUUUUCAUGCCUUAAGUGUCUCUGCACAGUAACAUGUGGCUGUAUCUGACUUUUUCAUGUCUAAAUAAAACAUAUUUUAAACUGAA